AUGGCUUAUGGGGGUAAAUAUCUGCAGCAUCCCCAGGCUGCGUACGAUGUGGAAGACGGGGUGCAGCUUGGCGUUGUGGAGCAGGAAGAACACUCGAAGGGCUUUCCUGACAUUGACAGUCGACGAUUUAAAACCCCGCUAGAAUUUGUCCCAGUGUUCUCAGAUAAUUCACAUGGCCCUGACUGUGGACAGCAAUGGUUCCCUAGUUUAGAACUAGGCCAUUGGUUGUACCAAACUGAACUGGUUGAGAAUGAAUGUUGCCAAGUAUUCUUAGAGCGUAUUAACAGAGCUGAUUAUCGCCCUGAGUGUUAUCCUGAUAAUCCUGCUAAUAGAAGCCUUUUUCUUCCUUGGUCUUUCCCACUUGAGGGGGCUCCCCAAAAUCUUACCAGGUGGACCUUUGAAAAAGCUUGCCACCCAUUUCUUCUGGGUCCUCCACUGGUUAGAAAAAGGAUAUAUGACUCUAGAGUUGCUGGUUUUAACCCUGCGUUACAGUUAAUCCUGAUCAGAACAGACAAAACCUUGAACAAAAAACUUGGCCAAAGCAAAUAA
Molecule: messenger RNA, 549 nt
Organism: Balaenoptera musculus (blue whale)
Lineage: Eukaryota; Metazoa; Chordata; Mammalia; Artiodactyla; Balaenopteridae
Product: torsin-1A-interacting protein 2-like
Exons: 3
Coding region: 1-549 (182 amino acids)
Source: RefSeq, a predicted model, not a curated record